This is a messenger RNA of Hibiscus syriacus, 576 nucleotides long. RefSeq names its product peptidyl-prolyl cis-trans isomerase-like. Gene Ontology annotation, biological process: protein peptidyl-prolyl isomerization; protein folding. The transcript has 2 exons. Gene Ontology annotation, molecular function: peptidyl-prolyl cis-trans isomerase activity. The record is from RefSeq and is a predicted model, not a curated record. The coding region runs from base 33 to 554 and encodes 173 amino acids. NCBI's taxonomy places the organism in Eukaryota, Viridiplantae, Streptophyta, Magnoliopsida, Malvales, Malvaceae.
GAAUCAACCAAUCUUCAUUAUUUUUUUCAACCAUGGCUCCAAAUCCCAAGGUGUACUUCGACAUGACGAUCGGAGGCCAACCCGCCGGCCGUAUUGUCAUGGAGCUUUUCGCCGACGUCACUCCUCGAACCGCCGAGAACUUCCGUGCCCUCUGCACCGGCGAGAAGGGUAUCGGCCGUGGCGGCAAGCCACUCCACUACAAAGGCUCCAAGUUCCACCGCGUGAUCCCCGAAUUCAUGUGUCAGGGAGGCGACUUCACCGCCGGAAACGGCACCGGCGGCGAAUCCAUAUACGGAUCUAAGUUCGCCGACGAGAACUUCAUCAAGAAACACACCGGACCCGGGAUCCUGUCCAUGGCGAACGCCGGACCGGGGACGAACGGAUCCCAGUUCUUCAUCUGCACCGCCAAGACCGAGUGGCUCGACGGAAUGCACGUGGUGUUCGGACAGGUCGUUGAAGGCAUGGACGUGGUUCGAGCCAUCGAGAAGGUCGGGUCCAGCGGCGGAAGAACAUCGAAGCCGGUGGUUAUUGCCGACUGUGGACAGUUAUCUUAACGACAACAACAAAAAAAGUGCA